Periophthalmus magnuspinnatus is the source of this 2165-nucleotide messenger RNA. RefSeq lists its product as uncharacterized. The transcript has 13 exons. Gene Ontology annotation, biological process: proteolysis. NCBI's taxonomy places the organism in Eukaryota, Metazoa, Chordata, Actinopteri, Gobiiformes, Gobiidae. The record is from RefSeq and is a predicted model, not a curated record. Gene Ontology annotation, molecular function: serine-type endopeptidase activity. The coding region runs from base 52 to 2130 and encodes 692 amino acids.
UAUUGGACACUCGCUCAUGUCUAGUCUGGUUUGAGGAAGUCCAGAGUCAGGAUGGUUGGCCUGGUUAUACUAAUGCUUCUAGGGGCUGCAGCUGCAGCCCCUCUAGAUGACAAGAUCGUGGGAGGGUACGAGUGUAGUAAGAACUCUCAGCCCUGGCAGGUCUCCAUCAACAUCGGAUACCACUUCUGUGGAGGGUCUCUCAUCAACGACCAGUGGGUCAUCUCUGCUGCCCACUGCUGGCAAAACCCAUACUCUCAGAUAGUUGUGCUGGGGGACCACCACAUUUGGAUGAAUGAAGGCACAGAGCAGUUCAUGUCAGUAGAUGCCAUCCACUGGCACCAGAGCUAUGACUACCAGACCCUGGACUAUGACAUCAUGCUGAUGAAGCUGGCUCACCCUGCCAUUCUGAACAAGUAUGUGAAGCCCAUCUCCCUGCCCACAGCCUGCGCUAACCCUGGGACCAUGUGCAUGGUGUCUGGCUGGGGUAACAUCUACACUGACGAGGUGUUCAACCCCUUUAAUCUUCAGUGUGUUGAGGUGCCCAUCCUGUCUGAUGAGGUCUGUAAGAACUCAUAUCCUGGACAGAUCACUGAACGCAUGGUGUGUGCCGGAUACCUGGAGGGAGGCAAAGAUGCUUGUCAGGGCGAUUCUGGAGGUCCUUUGGUGUGUAACGGUGAGCUGCAGGGUAUAGUGUCUUGGGGUUAUGGCUGUGCCCAACCCGAUCACCCCGGGGUCUACACCAAAGUCUGCUCCCUCAUGUCCUGGAUCAAAGACAUUCUCACCCAAUACAUUGUGUUACUCACUGGAGCUCAUGGUGUUGCCCCAUCCAGAGACAGUGCACAUGGUGCCAGCGGGGGCACAGCUGGUGGGCAGAGCAACGGUCUCCACGUAGCUGUUGAGGGUGGCGGCCCUGCUCAGCUUGAUCAACAUGAUGUCAUUGUCAAUGGUGUAGGAGUUGUAGUUGGGGUGGCGGAUGACGCGGGAGGAGCUAAUGAACUGCUCAGUUCCCUCGUUCACAUUGAUGUGGUGCUCUCCCAGACGCACCUCAAUACGACUGCAACACACUCAGAGGUCAAAGCAGUGGGCAGCAGACACAACCCACUCCGCACUGACCAGAGAGCCACCACAGAAGUGGUACCCAGCGUUCAGAGACACCUGGUGGGCCUGAGAGUAAGGUGUGCACUCAUACCCUCCGACGAUCUUGUCGUCCUCGGCAACUACCAGUGGAUCACAAAGUUAGUUUUCAGGUACAACAGUGUGAUGGAUACUACACACGAUGAUGUGGAUGUACUCACAGGCCACUCCGAUGAGCAGAAUGAAGACCAGACACCUCAUCGGGUUGUAUGCAUAUAUACCAUAGUUUAUGUGAAGACCUUUCAUCAACAGGAUCACUCAGCAGCAAACAUGAGGUGUCUGGUCUUCAUUCUGCUCAUCGGAGCGGCCUUUGCCGAGGACGACAAGAUCGUCGGAGGGUAUGAGUGCAAACCUUACUCUCAGCCCCACCAAGUGUCUCUGAACUCUGGGUACCACUUCUGUGGUGGCUCUCUGGUCAAUGAGAACUGGGUUGUGUCUGCUGCCCACUGCUACAAGUCUCGUGUUGAGGUGCGUAUGGGAGAGCACAACAUCAAGGUGAACGAGGGAACUGAGCAGUUCAUCACCUCCUCCCGCGUCAUCCGCCACCCCGAGUACAGCUCCUACAACAUCGACAAUGACAUCAUGCUGAUCAAGCUGAGCAAGCCCGCCACCCUCAACCAGUAUGUGCAGCCUGUCGCUCUGCCCACCAGCUGUGCCCCCGCUGGCACCAUGUGCACUGUCUCUGGAUGGGGCAACACCAUGAGCUCCACCGCUGACAGGAACAAGCUGCAGUGCCUGCAGAUCCCCAUCCUGUCUGAUAGAGACUGCGACAACUCCUACCCUGGCAUGAUCACUGACGCCAUGUUCUGUGCUGGAUACCUGGAGGGAGGCAAAGACUCCUGCCAGGGUGACUCUGGUGGCCCCGUGGUGUGCAAUGGUGAGCUGCAGGGAGUGGUGUCCUGGGGCUAUGGCUGCGCUGAAAAAAACCACCCUGGAGUCUAUGCCAAGGUCUGCAUCUUCAACGACUGGCUGGAGAAGACCAUGUCCCAGUAUUAAACUGCUCGCACAUCAAAAGCGUGAAGACUAUUGAC